Messenger RNA from Medioppia subpectinata, 1308 nucleotides. NCBI's taxonomy places the organism in Eukaryota, Metazoa, Arthropoda, Arachnida, Sarcoptiformes, Oppiidae. The record is from the annotation of a GenBank genome assembly.
AUGUUGCGUCCUAAUGUGGGCUUUAAAUUAUUUAGGGGUCGACCGACAGACAAGUACGGUAUGGUUAGGCCGCCGGUCGUCACUAAAAGUGAUCAGUUGAAAGUGAUAGCGCAAUAUUAUGAUCAAAAAGUUGACCAUUUUGACAAACAAAACAAUAAAACUUUCAAACAGUUGUAUUACGUGGAUGAUUCACACCAUAAAACUGGUGGACCAGUAUUUUUAAUGAUCGGAGGCGAGGGUGCGAUCGACACAUCUUACGUAAACGGCAUGUUUAUGGGAGAAAUGGCCAAAAAGUACGGAGCGUUGGCCGUAGCGAUAGAGCACCGGUAUUACGGAAACUCCAUUCCCACAAAAGACCUGACGCUUGAAAAUCUGAAAUAUUUGUCGAGUGAAUUGGCGCUGAAAGACACGGAACAGUUAGCGCUAUAUUUGAUUAAAAAGUUAUCACUUCAGGGUAACAAAUGGGUUGUGUUCGGGGGCUCGUAUGCGGGCAAUCUAGCUGCUUGGUUUAGGGAGAAGUACCCCAACAUAGCUGUCGGUGCCAUAGCGUCGAGCGCACCCGUCGAGGCCGCGGUCGACAAUAUGGGGUAUUUGGGAGUCGUUGGCGAGUCUUUGGGUAAGGAGUGCGCCGACAAUAUCAGGAAAGCCCACAUUGAUAUGGAGAACCUGUUAAAAACACCGGAAGCGGAGGAAAUGAUGUGGAGUAUAGCCGUUGACGUUCAGUAUAAUAUGGGUAUCGCUGACAUCGUUAAGACAAUGAACAACCCCUCAGGCGGUACACCACUGGAAAGGUAUGCCAGACUACACGGUGUGGGCUCUCAUACAGUUGGCUGCAGUGAUGUUAAGUAUGAGGAUCUCAUCGGACCAUUGAAAAAGACAUCAAUCGAUCCCCAGGGGAUGAGACAAUGGACUUAUCAGACGUGCACUGAAUUUGGUUACUAUCAAACCUCUGAUCUCCCGAACAGUAUCUUCGGACACAACAUUCCCGUCGAGUUUUAUAUCCAACAGUGCGCUGACAUAUAUGGCCCACAAUUCACGGCUCAAAGUAUACAGAAAGCUGUCGACCGGACGAAUGCCUAUUACGGGGGACUAAAGCCAAACGUAACAAACGUGGUGUUCCCUAACGGGUCACUCGACCCCUGGCACGCACUCAGUGUCCUUAAAGACCUUAAUAACAGUACCAAAGCUGUUAUGAUUGAAGGCUAUUCCCAUUGCGGAGAUAUGUAUGGCUCGCGAACAACUGAUAAACAGAGUUUGAAAGACGCCCACAAAUUAAUUGAUCAACAAAUCACUAAUUAUUUGAAAUAA